Messenger RNA from Pseudophryne corroboree (corroboree frog), 1933 nucleotides. It is a transcript of the gene GJB2, whose product is annotated as gap junction protein beta 2. Gene Ontology annotation, biological process: cell-cell signaling; gap junction-mediated intercellular transport. The coding region runs from base 145 to 891 and encodes 248 amino acids. Gene Ontology annotation, molecular function: gap junction channel activity. The transcript is spliced from 2 exons. Gene Ontology annotation, cellular component: connexin complex. The record is from RefSeq and is a predicted model, not a curated record. Lineage: Eukaryota; Metazoa; Chordata; Amphibia; Anura; Myobatrachidae.
CUGAGUGUGCAGGAACGUUCCAGGGAAGAAGAGUGUGAGCGAGGAGGUGCCACCUCCAGCCUGAGCUCCUCGGACAGGACUGCUGCUGUGUCUCUGCUGCCCAUUGCCCUGAUCCCGAGUAUAUAGAGUCGCUCAUCUAACAACAUGGAUUGGGGAACCCUUUAUGAAGUCAUUGGAGGAGUCACCAAACAUUCCACCAGCAUUGGCAAGAUAUGGCUCUCGGUGCUAUUUAUAUUUCGAAUUAUGAUCCUGGUGGUGGCUGCAGAGAGUGUAUGGGGGGACGAACAAGCUGAUUUCACCUGCAACACUUUGCAGCCUGGGUGCAAAAAUGUCUGCUAUGACCACCACUUCCCAGUGUCCCACAUCAGGCUCUGGUGCCUUCAGCUAAUUUUUGUGUCCACUCCAGCACUGCUGGUUGCAAUGCACGUGGCCUACGUGAAACAUGAGGAGAAAAAUAAAUUGCGUAGGAAGGGACCAUGCGAUGCCAAGGACCUGGAGGACAUAAAACAGCGGAAAGUUAAGAUAGUGGGCACGCUAUGGUGGACCUAUACCAUCAGUAUCAUGUUCAGAAUCAUCUUCGAAGCUGCGUUCAUGUAUCUCUUCUAUUUCCUCUACACCGGCUACCAUAUGCAACGCCUCGUUAAAUGCAGCGACGACCCUUGCCCAAACGUGGUUGAUUGUUUCAUUUCUAGGCCCACAGAAAAGACCGUAUUUACCUUCUUCAUGAUUGCUGUGUCUGGCAUUUGUAUGGUACUCAAUGUGGCGGAAUUGUGUUAUCUCAUCAUCAAGGCAUCUUUGAGAAGGUCCAGGAGGAAAUUGAAGAAGCAUACCAACCACAUCAAUGACAAGGAGGAGAAGCAGAACAUGAUGAAUGAGCACAAGGAACAGUGAUCUACAAACCCAAAUGAAUGUGUCAAUAUUGAGAUUUUUCUCCAACCAUUCCUGCCAUUUGCCAAGCUGAAAUAUGCAAGGACAAGAAAUAAUUCUUUAACAUGGUAGACAUGCAUAUAAUAGUUUUGACAUAAAAGUUAAAUGGAAAAAAAUAAUAAUUAAUGACAUGAAUUAUAAUAGAAGACUUUUAGAUCCUGUGUAACAUGACGCAGGAUGUGCUAAACUGGAAAUCAAUAGCAUCUUCUAAUAUGUUUUACAAGUCUUUUGGUUGGCUUGUCUUUGGUAUUUAUGUUACACAAAGAGAGAUUUGUUACUGUAUGUGAAUUUUUGAGUGCAUCAACCAAUGUAUUUUCUUAGGGUACCAUGAAACACUGCCAAUUUUCUCAUCAAGAGAAAGACCAUCAGCUGUGUGCAAUGAGGUGGGAGCUGCGAAAUCUGCAGUGUCCAUUUGUGAGGAUUACUUUUUACAUUGUCUCUUGAAUAUUCUGCAUAUGUUCUACAAAACAGUUACUAGUAUUAAUGUUUUCAUCAAUGUAAAAUACUUGCACUAACAUGACAUUGCCAGGAUCGCUAGGAUUAGCCUAAUCCUACCCUGGAACGGCCUCUGUGACAAAUAUCAGUGGAUAUAAACUUUAAUGCUGCCUUCAGAAUACACUGCUGCCUUAGUGGACCCUGGCAGUACAGGAGUUAACACUUUAUUACACAAGUAUGAACUUGAAAGUAUGAAUCUAAUGACACAGCUAAUAUGCAAUGAGAGCUUAUGUGCACCUAGUGUACAUGCUUUUAUUUAGUUAUACAGCUGAAAUGUUUCUUCCACUAUGAGAUCUGAAAAAGAACUGCAAAUGAAGGACACGCCAGCACCGAUACUGGACACCGAUAUUUCUCCUGUUUGGAGAUAGAGGUUGUGAAACGUACGUCAGUGGGAUCAGCUGUAUUUCUAGCAUUUGGUCACUAGAGGGCGCGCUGAAUGUACAAAUGUCAGAAUGUAAAACUUUUUUAUUGUGAUUUAGUUUGAAUAAAUGAUUUGUACUAUUAUAUUUUU